Molecule: messenger RNA, 474 nt
Organism: Macrosiphum euphorbiae (potato aphid)
Lineage: Eukaryota; Metazoa; Arthropoda; Insecta; Hemiptera; Aphididae
Source: the annotation of a GenBank genome assembly
AUGAAUAAUUUAAAGUUGUCAUUAAAAUGGUAUAGUACAACAAGGUGGUCAGCUAAACAUCGUGCAAUAAAAUCAUUAAAUACUCAACUGGAUAUGGUUUUUAAAAGCUUUGACGUUCUACAACAAGAAAAAUUAUCAGAAGAAACAAAAUUUGAUGCAGAUAAUUUGAUAAGAUCACUUAAAAGUUUUUCUUUUAUUUGUAUGCUUACGGUUUGGGAAAAAAUUCUCAGUGCAAUUGACAGGAUUAAUAUAAUUUUACAAAAACCAAAAUUAACAAUUGAUGUAGCUAUCAAACAUCUGCAAAGUCUCCUUAAAAUAUUAGAAAACUUUCGAGUGCAAGGUAUAAAUGAGGCUUUAUUGGAUUCAAAGAAUAAAGCUGAAGUAUUAGGCAUAGAAACGGAAUUUCCAAAAGUCAGAUUACGAAAAAAGAAACUUUACCCGGAGAAAUUGCAGAAGAUGAGUUUUGUAACAUAA